This is a messenger RNA of Fusarium mangiferae, 2463 nucleotides long. RefSeq names its product putative kinesin-related protein KLPA. Lineage: Eukaryota; Fungi; Ascomycota; Sordariomycetes; Hypocreales; Nectriaceae. The record is from RefSeq and is a predicted model, not a curated record. Gene Ontology annotation, biological process: microtubule-based movement. Gene Ontology annotation, molecular function: microtubule binding; ATP binding; microtubule motor activity. The transcript is spliced from 7 exons. Bases 1 to 2463 code for a protein of 820 amino acids.
AUGGAGGAGAAUCCGACAUUCAGGAGCUCCAAGAUUAGUCGACUGCCGGCACCGUCGAUGUCGAUGUCAAUAGGGGCUGCGGGGGGUGGACUCACGGAAUGGAGCGAAUCGCAACAUAAUGCCCGCAUUGCGUCGACGGCAAGUUCAUUAUCGGCUCUGAAGAAUCUGAAGCGAGAGAUUCCUCAACCAGCAUCACAAUCCGACCCGAAGCGUAAACCUCUUUCUGAUCGCGCCCUCGAAUAUCCUUCAAAGCCGACAUCGCAUGUUCCCGCCGCGGCCGGUGUUAGGUCAAAUAUGAGGCCCCAGAGUUUAGCCGGAAUGUCCUCCGGGCUCAAGCAACCCUCGGCCACCCAGUCACGGUACGGCGCAUCUUCCAAUGUCUUCAGCAGAAACCAGGCCGCUCGAAACGGUGCUCCGACAGCCACAUCACGAAUCAAUGGAGUCAACGGCGUCAAUGGAGUCAAUGGGGUCAACGGACGUCCUGGCCAUGCCCGUUCGAAGAGUCAAGCGCCUCGGCCGCGAACGGCCCAUGCUCUCCGCGAAGAAGACCGAUACGAAGCUCCAACCAACAAUGCCUGGGACGUUGAUGGCCGAGUAGUUGAUAUGGAGUCUCAAUUCAAAGAGCUCAAGGAGAUGGUAAAUACCACCCUGAGCGAACGAAAGGGACAAGACGAUGCUCUUGAACUUGCCAAGAAGCGAGUGCAAGAGUUGGAGGGUGACAGAGAGAAACUUGACCUGAGGAACGAUGCACUCAAGUCCGAUCUUGACGCAGCAAGAGAAGAGGGACGCCAAAUCCGACAUGAGAUGGAAAAACAGAAGUGGGAAUACCAACGACAAGUGGAUGACCUGGAACGGAAGCACCGAGAAAGGAUCGACGAUAUGUCAAGACAGCACAGAACAGCAGUCGACGAGCUUCGAAGGGAACUGGACCGACUGAAAGAGCAAGAGACGAAAGACCAUGAGCAAAAGAUCGAAAGUCUGACAAGAAUGUACCAUCAAGAGCUGGCCGAAGAGCGACAGAAGAAGGACCGCGAAAUCCAGGAACUACGACUUCGAAUGGGCAAUGAGCAUCAAGACAUGGGAAUAGCCAUCCAGAGGAAGGACCGGGAACUUCAAGAAGUCAACUCUCAAGUGGAAGGCCUUCGAGGAGACUUGGAGCGGGAGCGUACAUUGAAGAACAGCCUGCAGACCAACAUCGCCGAACUAUCAGCAGCCAACACAACUCUCGAGGCCAAGAUCAACUCACUAAAAUCGCACGUCGAAUUUCUGGAAUCUGACAGUAAGGCACAAUCCGACUCCUUUUCCAGCAUGGAAGCGCGUCUACAAGAAGCUCUGCGCAUUGCAGAAGAGGCCCAACACAAACUCAUCAAGGAGGAGACGGAACGCCGAGUACUUUUCAACAAGUACCAGGAGCUCAAGGGCAACAUCCGAGUUAUGUGUCGUGUGCGACCUGCACUUGGAAAUGGUGAGGGCGAGGAGGCCAAGAUGUUGUUCCCCGAUGACAAGACAUCUGCUGAAAUUGUUCUGGCCGGCCCUGAGGAGAAGAGUAGUUUGGGACAGAUCACACGAAAGAACUAUCCCUUCGAGUUUGAUCGGGUUUUUGUUCCUGGCACUCAAAACCAGGAGAUCUUUGGUGAGAUUUCUCAGCUUGUCCAGAGUGCUCUUGACGGAUACAAUGUUUGUAUCUUCUGUUAUGGUCAAACUGGAUCCGGAAAGACACACACCAUGUCCUCAAACGACGGUAUGAUCCCUCGUGCCACCCACAUGAUCUACGACACCAUUACCAAGCUCAAGGAGAAGUCUUGGGAGUACACAAUGGAGGGUUCAUUUGUUGAGGUGUACAACGAGGAGCUCAACGACCUGUUGACGCCAAAUGAGCGAUCGGCGAAGAGGCUCGAGAUUCGGCAUGACGAAGCUCGCAAGCAGACAACCAUCACAAACUGCACGUCAGUCCGUCUCGACAGCCCGUCAAGUGUGGAGACGAUGCUUGAAGAAGCGCAGAACAAUCGAUCAGUGGCUGCCACCAAGGCCAACGAGCGAUCAUCCCGUUCUCACAGUAUCUUCAUCCUGAAGCUCAUCGGAGAGAACUCAGCUACAGGGGAGCGCUGCGAGGGCACGCUCAACCUGGUCGAUUUGGCUGGUUCCGAGCGCCUCAAACAUUCACAGGCUGAAGGCGACCGUAUGAAGGAGACACAGAACAUCAACAAGAGUCUCAGCUGUCUCGGUGAUGUUAUUGAGGCCCUUGGUCGAGGUUCAGGACACAUUCCAUACCGCAACUCCAAGUUGACACACUUGCUACAGUACAGUUUAGGCGGUAACAGCAAGACCCUAAUGUUUGUCAUGGUGUCGCCUCUUGAGCAGCACCUGAAGGAAACAUUGACGAGUCUUCGAUUUGCAACAAAGGUGCACAACACUCAUAUUGGUACAGCCAAGGCUACCAAGAAGGUUCGCGAUUCUACAUAG